ACCGGUCCACCUGUUAGUGUUAAUCAAGAUGGCGGCGAAACAAGGUCCCGGGGCGGCGGCGAAGUUCCGCAGCAGGUCGGCCCCCAUACACCUUCUCAGGGCCAGGAAGAGACAGUCUCCCGAACUUCUGCCAGAGUUCGAGCUGACCUUAAAGCCUGGCGACAAAAAUGCGCGUGUUUUGGAGCGUAUGCUGACCAAGACGACUCUGUCAACACAACGGGCCUCCCACUACAAUGUGAUGUCUGUAGGUACUGAUGUGCUGAACACCAUGCUGAGACGAGCACAUGCAGAGAAGGAGGAGGCUGUGAGACAGGCGAUAGCGGAGGCUGAGGCCAGGGCAGCCAGGGAGCUGAAGGAAGCACUUGAUGAGGCAUUAAGGGAAGCAGCAGAGUCCAAGAGAAAAGCUUUAGAUGAACAAAAACAGUACUAUGAGCAGCUGGCCCAGCGUGUUGCAGAGGCCAGAGACAAGCUGGAGGCAGAGAGGAUCGCUAGCCUCACCAAGAAGAUGCAGAGAGAGAAGGAGGAGGCACUGAAGGAUGCAUGGGCUAAGGCUGAGAUCAUCAAGAACGAGGCCAUAGCAGUAGCCUUGGAGGAGCAGAGAAAAAAGCUGAGGGCAGAGGCAGCACUGGAGAGGGAGCAGGCAGUGGCAAAGGCACUCACUAUAGCAAGGCAUAAACAUGCCAUCAAACUUGACGAGGCAGUGGAGAGAACCAAACGGGAAUGUGAACACAUCGCCAGUGUGAGGGCAGCUGCUGUGGCCAAAGUUUAUCAGUCAGAGAUUAACAAAAGGGAACAAAGAAUAUCUGACUUACAAGAUGACCUGGCGGCAGAACACAGGAGAAAGCUGGAUGUGGAGAAAGACUUUAAGGAACUCCAGGUGGAUUACAUGCGUUUCCUGGACCUGACUGACGGACAGUACCACUCAGACUACAUGGUGAAGUACAGGUGGCAUGGGCGCAUGGCCGGGCAGGCAGACAGCAGGGUACAGACAGACAACCUCAACAAGAGAAAUGCCUCCACAGAACCAGGGGACCCGCUACAUGUCUUCUAACUACAGCACAACAGUGGGCAGUAUUUUUUUGCACACUUGUGCUCUGCUUUGAAAUGCUAAAAAUGUGUGUACUGCACAUGAAGUACUUGUGCUCACCAGUAUACAAUGUGUGGGACGGGUUAGGUUAAACCAUGUAUUUCAAAUGAUGACUUGCUGUGUAUGAGAAUUAGCAUUGGCAAUUAAAUGCAUGGGAGUCAAUCCUUCCAAUAAGAGACUAGAUAGCAAGCACAUGUAUAUACAAGCUUAGGUAUUCAGUGCAGCACUUUCUAUUGCAGUAUUCAACAUGCAUGCCUUGUGCAGGUCACAAAUGCAUGACUUUUUUUUGCAAAGUGAUUGUUAUCUUCUAAAUGAUGCUAGAGCUUCACCUAUGACAAUCAAAUGUGUUCGCAUGAUUGGUGUGUAGAUGUCUCAUGCUGUUCCUAUGGAUGCAGAGAUUUCAGUCAUUCCAGUGUUAAUGUUCAUAAAGAAAUGGUGCUACAUGUAUAUGUUGAGCUGGAUGACAGUAUUUUUCAUUUGAAAUGCAGUGAUGAUAUUCAUAGAUGACUUGGAUCAUAUUUAUCAUGUUAUCACUAUAUUUAUAAUUUUUUGUACCACUUCCACAUUGUGAAGUAACAUUUACAUCUUCCAAAGUUUUGCAUUUUACAGAACAUGUCACAUGGCAAGGAAGAAAAGAGACAUUUUUAAAACUUUCAUGCUAGAUGGAGAAAAAAUAUACAAUAUACUGUGCGGUAUUAUUGCUGUUUCUUAAGUUAAAAAGUCAGGAGAUGUAAAUUAUGUUGACAGAAAAUAGUGUGAAAUUUCUGACAUAAACUAAGAUGUUAAAAUUGUAAUAAAGUGAGAUUUUACUAACUUAAGACAUGCAGUCUCUGUUGUUGCUGUGUUACAGUUGCUGUCAUUUGUACAGGUACAAUGUAUAUAUUAUAUUGUACACCAAAUGAAGCUGUUCUACAAUCUGCACCUAUCUUUAUCUAUAUUAAUGGGAUCUCUUUGAACACUGAAGAUAUUACCAAUUGGGCUACUAGUAUACCGGUAUGGUACAGUUCUUCGAAAUUGCUCCCAGAUUUUCUUAUACAUGUAAAUGCAAAACUACUACUAAUAUUAUUAAUAAGGCAACUGUACCCUGAAUUAUCAAUCAUUUGUUGCUAAAUAUACCUAAUCAACCAUUUAUUGCCAAAUAUACCUAAAUAAUGUUAUACUUGCAUAAAACUAUAAUAAUGAUAACUAUAAUAAUUCGAAAUUUACCUAAUGUGUAUUUUCCACAUUGGAAUAUUGUCACAUAAUCAUAUUGAUACAUAAUAAGUACAAUAUUGAUGUUGAAUCUGCAUGAAUUUCCACAUGUAUUGCAUCACAUUCUCUUGCAUAAAAGGUAGCUAACUAAAUUCUGUACAAUUCACCAAACCGUCAAUUCAUUUCUACAUAUAUUGUUAUGUACAAAUCAAUUAUUAUUUACCUAAAAUAGGUAUUUGAUACAUUGUCAAAUUGAAUUAAAUAAAAUUGAAAUUAAAUAAAGAUUAGAUGGAAUUAAACAGGUUAUAUGCUAUACAACAGAAUAACUCAUGAUAACAAUGAAAAGCCCAGUAUGGAUAUUUCUGGUCCUUGCAAGAUAUCUGGCUGUAUAAAUGGCAUUUGCCAGUGACAACAUUUCCCUAUAGAAAUUCAGUAACUUUAGAAUGGCAAGUUUGCAGUGACGACUACUUCUUGAGUCUUUAGGACUCUGUGAGUAGAGCAGAGGUGAUUACUAUAGAGACCACUAGGAAAUAUAAAAAGUAGCAGUGCAACAGUGAGAGUGUUUGUAUUGCUUUUUGUGGAGCUGUAUUCAAAAGACAUAAGCAUGUGGUCGCUACUCAAUAUAAAAUAUCAACAUGGAAUUUUGUUCUAUCAGGCAAGGUGUAGUUCCAAAGUUGAAUUCCACUAUGAAGCCAUCUAAUACUUGGCAAGGCAAGUCCUCCAACAACU
This is a messenger RNA of Branchiostoma belcheri (Belcher's lancelet), 3007 nucleotides long. Its product is annotated as PERQ amino acid-rich with GYF domain-containing protein 2-like. The transcript has 7 exons. The record is from RefSeq and is a predicted model, not a curated record. Bases 29 to 1051 code for a protein of 340 amino acids. Lineage: Eukaryota; Metazoa; Chordata; Leptocardii; Amphioxiformes; Branchiostomatidae.